AUGUCGUAGCAAUCAUAAUGGAUCGAACUAUAUUGCUAGUUAGGGCAUCACCUAAGCGUAGUAAAAUCCAUUUGCCUAGCUGAAAGUUGUUCUGAAUUUAGAUUCAUUUGUGAUAAAUGUGUAGAAUUUGAAAAUCACAAAAAUCAUCAACUAGUAAACUCUUAAGAAGCUGAACUCUAUAUCCAAGAUCAGGUUUAGAAAUAUUAAGAAUUAGAGGAUUACUUAUCUUCAUUAUGUAAUUCUGUGACAGAACCUAUUAAACAACUAUAGGCCGUUAUUAUGGCAUAACAUUCUGUAGACCUCAAUCUUUCGCAAAGUAAUUAAAAACACAAAUUGCUUGAUAAUAUUUUAAAAUUCGAUAAGAAAUCUGACCAGAUUAAGAAGAAAAUAUAGAAUAUUAGUAAUAUAUACAUCGAAGAAAUAAAAAAAUUGAUUGAAUUGGUAAAUGUUAAAAAUGAAACAAUUGAAAUUAACUAAAGUGAUGAAGAUAAUAAAAUAGAUACGAUCUAUGAUAAUGCUUAAUCAAGUAACUAAAAUAAUGAAAAACCCUCCAUUUAAUUAACCGAAGAAGAAAAAAGAUCCAUUCAUUAUUAUAUUUAAACAGGUUUAAUAAGUAAUUCAAAUUUUUAGCUGACAUAUUAAAAAAAUAAGAAAAGUAUAAAGAAUCGAUCGUUAUUUAUAAGUAAGCUACAGAUAUAGACCAAAAAAACCUAAUUUGUUGGAGAAGCUUAGGUGAUUGCCACAGAUUGCUAAAAGAAUUCUUAGUGGCAAUUCCAUAUUAUGACAAAGCGUUGGAAAUUGAAUUAAAUGAUAUCCCAUCAUUAGUUGGAAAAGGUGAAUGUCUAAGAAUGCUUGAGGAUUAUUUACAAUCAAAACCUUUGUAUGAGAGGGUAUUGUAAAUGGAUGAAAAAAAUUUAUUAUCUCUUGUAGGAUUAGGUUUUAUAAAAUUAUAUUUUAGGUGAAUGUUUAAGGCAUUAAGAGUUAUAUAAAGAAGCUAUUUAAUAAUAUGAUUUAGCUUUAGAGAUCGAUUAGAAAAAUGUAGAUUCAUUAUUUGGAAAAGGUUUAUGCUUAUUUGAGUUGGAACAAAAUACAAUACCUAUGGAUUUUGAUGAUUCAAAUUAAGGUGAAAAACAAGAUGUUGACUUUCAAACAGAAGACCCUUCUUUAAUUAGUGGCAUAUUUUAAACUAGGACCUCAGAAAAUCCACUGUAUAUUUAAAACAAUGAAGAUGAAUCUAAUAAAUCGAUUUAAGACUAGUUAGAUGAAAAAUAAACACCCAACUUAACAGCACCUGAACCUUUCGAUAAAAACGAAGUUCUUGAAUUCUGUAUUUCUGGUAAUUUACAUUAAUAAUCCAUAGCUGAUAAUUUAAAAAAGGAUAGAAAAUAUGAAGAGGCUUUAAAAUUGUAUGAGAAGGCUCUUGAAAAAUACCCAAAUGAUAUUCCAUCAUUAAAUGGCAAAGCAAAUUGCUUAAGAUUAAUGCAUAAAUUUCCAGAGUCAUUAGAAACUUUGGAUAAAGCUUUAAAACUAAAUAAAAAUUGCUUAUCGCUGUAUGGAAAAGGUCUCAUUAUUAAUAUUUUUAUAGGAGAAUGCUUAAGAAUGCAAAAAAAAUUCAAAGAAGCAGAUGAAUACUAUUAGGAAUCCUUAAAUAAGGCUAAUGGAGAAUCAUAAAGCGAUGACCCGAUUUUCUUUAUGAAUUUAAGAGGAAGAGGUGACAUUCUAAGCGCAUAGGGAGAGUAUCAAAAAUCAAUAGAAUUUUAUGAUCAAGCCUUAAAGCUGAAUUAAAAUCACUCAUUAUCUUUAUUAGGAAAAGCUGAAAGUCUAAGAUGUUUAGGAAGAUAUGAAGAUUCAAUUCAUUAUUAUAAUAAGUCAUUAGACUUAAAUGAAAAUGAUUCUAUGUCUUUAACCGGAAAAGGAGAAAGCCUAAGAUUAUUAACGAAAUAUAAAGAAGCAUAAGAAUGCUAUGAAAAAGCACUUAAUAUUGAUAAAAAUCGAAUUUUUUGUCUAAGAGGAUUAAGCAAUUGUUUAAGAAAGUAAGGCGAGCCAAAGUAAGCACAAAAAGUGAUUGAAAGGGCUUUAAUAAUAGAUCCCAAUGAUGAAAAUAGCUUAAAGUUAAAAGGUUAUUUGUUUUAAAUUUAUUUGUUAGAAAUAUGUUUAAAAGAAAUAGAGAGGAAAGAAAAAGCUUUAAAAUAAAAAAAUAAUUAAUGA
This is a messenger RNA of Paramecium tetraurelia, 2208 nucleotides long. RefSeq lists its product as uncharacterized. The transcript is spliced from 7 exons. The record is from RefSeq and is a predicted model, not a curated record. Gene Ontology annotation, molecular function: protein binding. NCBI's taxonomy places the organism in Eukaryota, Ciliophora, Oligohymenophorea, Peniculida, Parameciidae.